Colletotrichum navitas is the source of this 1806-nucleotide messenger RNA. RefSeq lists its product as uncharacterized. Gene Ontology annotation, cellular component: chromatin. The transcript has 2 exons. The coding region runs from base 1 to 1806 and encodes 601 amino acids. NCBI's taxonomy places the organism in Eukaryota, Fungi, Ascomycota, Sordariomycetes, Glomerellales, Glomerellaceae. The record is from RefSeq and is a predicted model, not a curated record. Gene Ontology annotation, molecular function: RNA polymerase II cis-regulatory region sequence-specific DNA binding; zinc ion binding; DNA-binding transcription factor activity, RNA polymerase II-specific. Gene Ontology annotation, biological process: regulation of transcription by RNA polymerase II; DNA-templated transcription.
AUGUCUCCGAGGCCUGUAGACUGUCCGGUCUGCCACCUCCCCGUCGCCACACCAGCCAAGCUGUCCGGGCCACACGCCUGUCCUUUCUGCAGGAAAACCUUCAUACGAGUCGACAGUGCCCGCAGACACACCAAAUAUUCUUGUCGUAAACGAGAAAACCAGCCAUUGCCUGCGGUAGCCAGGCGAGGCCGGAAGCUCCGGGCUUGCGAUCGAUGCUCCCGCGUCAAGUCUCAAUGUGACGGGAAACUGCCUUGCGGCCAUUGCAGCGCGCGCAAGCUUGAUUGCACUUUCGAACGCUUCUGCAGCGAUGAAUCUCAUAGAAAAAAGUCCUCCGGUACACAAGCUGCUGGGACACAACAGUCGCAGUUGUCCUUCUUCCUCCACUUCACGGGCCCAAGAGGAGGCCGAGCCAUUGAGCAGGAGAUGGCCGCUGUUCCAGAAGUCGACAUCCAAGGUCCUUUCGCCACCAACAAAACUUGCGAUUCAAGCACCAUGGUUGCCUUCAGCGACUGCAUUGAUCCCUCGCUUCUUUUCACAACUCUUUUGGACCCGUGUUUCGACCUGGACCCGACGGAAGUGCCGCCUGUAGACAUGCUUGAUUACUCCGAGCACAAUGCUUGUGGCGGCAUAACUAUGGCAUCGCCCACGGACGUGCUCGCUGUACGAAUCAUUCAACUUUCUGAAGAACUGUCGCGAGUUGCUUCGUUAGAUUUAGAACUCGGCUGCUUCGACCCUCCAUCAUUCAACAAGGUCUUCUCCAGCCAUCAGGUUCAUGCGUUCUGCAAAGCCUUCUCCCGGAAGCGUCAUUACCAAUACCCAGUAGUACAUUGGCCAACGUUUAAUAUCGAAACAACUUGUCUGCCUUUGCUGUUGGCCAUAUCUCUCAACGGCGCGGCCUAUUCCAACUCUUCUUCUCCUUCUUCUUCUGAUGUCGCCGGGAGCAGACCCAAGACACGAGACUUCUACCCUGUUGCAGACGCAUACAUCUUCCAACAAUUAGAACGCUCCAUCAAGAACGAUCGCCAAGAAUCUCAUUCCGAGCCAACGGUUGGUAUCCUCCAAGCUGCGUUGCUGAUUGUUGUCUUGCAGAUAUGUUUUGAUGACGGUCGAAAAGGGGUAAUAAUCUUCAAGCGUCUCCCGCUACUGAUAUUUUCUCUCAGGCGAUUUGGUCUCACUAGGACGAAACACGACGAUGAGGGAGACUGGUCAAAUUUCAUCCAACAAGAGACGCGGAUCCGUCUUUCGACAUGGACGUUCUUCAUGGACAGUCUCUUGACCUUAUUCUGCAACACCCCGCCGUCCAUGUCCCAUGCUGAGACGCUUGGGCAUCUUCCAUGCAAUCAGGUUCUGUGGGAUGCGGAAUCCGAACAAGUCUUUGACCAGCUAAGGCUCGAGGCUGGACACGAAUCCGUCUGUUUGGGAGACUUGACAGUUGGGCUGAUGCGGGAUGAGUGGCCGAUUGAGCCCGUGCCCCCGUUUGAUCGGCUCACGCUUCAUCACUUGAAUGCGGUCAUUGUUGCCCUGCAACCCGUUAUUUUCAAUUUGCAUCCAUUUUCGCUGCACGACACAGGCCGGAUCAAUCUGCUUCGAGCCCUCGACCGGUGGACGACACUCUGGAACGCCGCGACCCAUACUAAGCAGCCUGAAUCUCUAGGUGUCGAACGUAACAGCCCCGGUCUAGCAUUACUAUCAAGGAAAAUCGUUCAAAUCACUGGUACCGAAGCAGCAAGGCAAUGCGCGUACUUGCAACGCGUUCCGAAGCAUGACUUCUCAGAUCUUCACCGCUUCAUCAGAGAAUACUGCUAG